AUGAUUAGAAAUGUCUUGAUUAUAGGAGUCAUUUUCACUGUGAUAUAUGUGAAGAUGUUUCUAGGUGUCUACAAUAAAGACGAGCUUUCAGAAAAGGUAUAUACAGACUUGCUUGGAAAAGGAAUCACAGGAAAAGAAAUUCUACUUUUGAGCUAAUCUAUUGAUGGGUACAUAAAAGAUUUGAAAAAAAUAUAAAACAUCACUGUGAUAGAGGCGCCUGAUAUGCUUUUUCAAGAAAAGUCAAAGGAUGGAUAUAAUUUGAAUAAGCCAAUUACAUCAGCAAAGUCAUUGAAAAACUUGAGAAUCAAAGAGAGGAAUAGAGAUAUCUAAUUUGUUUAGGAUAUGAAUCAAUCUUCUUCACAACAGAACAGUGAGACUUCUUAAAUUCAAUAAUAGAGAUUGCUGAACUUACUAUUCAACGCAAUUGAAUAUAAUGGCCACUCUGGCUCAGAAAUAUGGGAGUAUAUCUUUGAUAAAAUUCUUAAAGUUAAUCCCCGAGAAGAUGAGUAUAUUGAUGCAAGUAAUAGAGAUGAUAUUUUGAUUAGCUUGAUUAGUGGAUUGAAGAGCUCCUUAGAUAUGAAAAUUGCAACAAGUAUGGUUGAUAACUAGGGGUUUUCUCUUAACUAACUGCAAAUAUCUGAUCAUAUACAUAAUCUUGUUGGCUAGUUCCCAGAAAGAGUCAAAGGUCUUUACCUCUACUAUGGAUUUCUACUUAAGAAAGUAGCAGACAAAAAAGAAUAAUUUAAAAAUCUAGAUGAAAGUUUUAAUAGCUAGAGAAUAUGGAAUAGAUUAGUUGAUGAAAUUGAAAAUGUACUCAAGUUGAAUUCUUAAUUCUCAAAAAUAAACAUAAACCAGGAAGAAUCAUUAAUUGAAAUACAAAAUGUGCUUAAUUGUAUCGAGAAUCGAGAUUGCCAUAUUUGUAAAUUACAUUUAAUGCUAUUCCUCAAUUCUCUCAAGAAUCUAGAUGAUUCUGUUGAAAAUCUAAAGUUUGGUGAGAGUAUAAGAAGCUAUAGAGGAUUGAUUAUCUCUAUUCUGGCCUCACUCUACAUCCUAGAUUUUUACACCAAGAGACAAAUGGAGUUUGAUAUUAAUAAAAGAGAUGAGAAAAUUAGGAAAAUAUAUGAGGAAAAAGAAAGAAAGCUAAAAGAAUAGGAUGAAAAGGAAAGAAAAGCAAACAAAAAAGCAAAUGGAUUAGAUAGUUCGGAGGAUGAAGAUAAAUAAGUAAUUGGUAACAUACUUGAUGAAUUAAAAGAAAAAUAAGAUUGA
This is a messenger RNA of Stylonychia lemnae, 1266 nucleotides long. The record is from the annotation of a GenBank genome assembly. NCBI's taxonomy places the organism in Eukaryota, Ciliophora, Spirotrichea, Sporadotrichida, Oxytrichidae.